CACGCCCCCGGCCCGGCCCGGCCGCCGCACCCCGCCCCGGCCGGCCCCUCUAGCAUGGUGCGGGGCCGCCGCCGCCUCGUCCUCCGGCUGCCGACAUGGGCGAGAGGCUGGAGCUGCGGCUGAAGUCGCCCGUGGGAGCCGAGCCCGCCGUGUACCCCUGGCCGCUGCCCGUCUACGACAAACACCACGAUGCUGCUCACGAAAUUAUUGAGACAAUUCGGUGGGUCUGUGAAGAAAUCCCAGAUCUCAAGCUUGCCAUGGAAAACUAUGUUUUAAUUGACUAUGAUACAAAAAGCUUUGAGAGCAUGCAGAGACUGUGUGACAAGUACAACCGAGCCAUUGACAGCAUCCACCAGUUGUGGAAGGGGACCACGCAGCCCAUGAAGCUGAACACACGUCCCUCCAACGGGCUCCUGAGGCACAUCCUGCAGCAGGUCUACAACCACUCGGUCACCGACCCCGAGAAACUCAACAACUAUGAGCCCUUCUCGCCCGAGGUCUAUGGAGAAACCUCCUUUGACUUGGUGGCCCAAAUGAUCGAUGAGAUUAAAAUGACAGAGGAUGAUUUGUUCAUUGACUUGGGCAGUGGUGUGGGGCAGGUGGUGCUUCAGGUGGCUGCAGCCACAAACUGCAAACAUCACUAUGGAGUGGAGAAAGCUGAUAUUCCAGCCAAGUAUGCUGAGACGAUGGACAGAGAGUUCAGAAAAUGGAUGAAAUGGUAUGGGAAGAAACAUGCAGAAUACACACUGGAAAGAGGUGACUUCCUCUCAGAAGAAUGGAGGGAGAGGAUUGCAAACACAAGUGUUAUUUUUGUGAAUAAUUUUGCCUUCGGGCCCGAGGUGGAUCACCAGCUGAAGGAGCGCUUUGCCAACAUGAAGGAAGGUGGGAGAAUUGUGUCCUCAAAACCUUUUGCACCUCUAAAUUUUAGAAUUAACAGUCGAAACUUGAGUGAUAUUGGCACUAUCAUGAGGGUUGUGGAGCUGUCACCACUGAAGGGCUCUGUGUCCUGGACGGGGAAGCCAGUCUCCUACUACCUGCACACCAUUGACAGAACCAUACUUGAAAACUAUUUUUCUAGUCUCAAAAAUCCAAAACUCAGGGAGGAACAAGAGGCAGCUAGACGUCGUCAACAAAGAGAAAACAAAAGUAACACAACUACUCCAACGAAGGUCCAAGAAAACAAGGAUUCUGGUGCUGAAGAAGAAAAAGCUGCAGCAAAUUCUGUUAAAAAGCCAUCUCCCUCCAAGGCCAGGAAGAAGAAGCUGAGUAAGAAGGGCAGGAAAAUGGCAGGGAGGAAACGAGGGCGCCCCAAGAAAAUGAACACGGCGAGCACUGAGCGCAAGACCAAGAAGAACCAAACUGCACUAGAAAUUCUGCAUGCUCAGACUGUCUCCCAGACAUCUUCAUCCUCUCCUCAGGAUGCCUACAAGUCACCUCAUAGCCCAUUUUUCCAACUACCUCCUAAAGUGCAACGGCAUUCGUCCAACCAGCUCCUGGUGACACCCACCCCCCCUGCACUACAGAAGCUGCUAGACUCAUUUAAGAUCCAGUACAUGCAGUUCAUGGCAUACAUGAAAACUCCUCAGUACAAAGCAAGCCUGCAACAGUUACUGGAGCAGGAAAAGGAGAAGAAUGCUCAGCUGCUGGGGACAGCCCAGCAGUUGUUCACCCACUGCCAGGCCCAGAAGGAGGAAAUCAAACGCCUGUUCCAGCAGAAGCUCGAUGAGCUGGGAGUUAAAGCUCUGACGUACAACGACCUGAUCCAAGCUCAGAAGGAAAUCUCUGCUCACAACCAGCAGCUGAAAGAACAGACAAAACAGCUGGAGAAGGACAACAGUGAACUCAGGAACCAGAGCUUGCAGCUGCUGAAGGCUCGCUGUGAAGAGCUGAAGCUGGAUUGGUCAACGCUGUCACUGGAGAACUUGCUGAAAGAGAAGCAGGCCUUGAAGAAUCAGAUUUCUGAGAAGCAAAAGCACUGUUUGGAACUGCAGAUCAGCAUCGUGGAACUCGAGAAGAGUCAGCGGCAGCAGGAGCUGCUGCAGCUCAAGUCCUACACCCCUUCAGAGGAGCCCCUGCCAGUGCAGCUGCACAGCAAAAGCCACCUGAGCCGUGACCCUGAGGCUGAGCAGGGCAGGUUCCAGCUGGAACUGGAGUGCUCCAAGUUCCCCAUGCCCCACAUCAAUGGCAUGAGCCCUGAGCUGUCCAUGAACGGCCACGCCACCCCCUACGAGCUGCAGCACGCCUUCAGCCGGCCCUCGUCCAAGCAGAACACCCCCCAGUACCCCAACUCCCACCUGGACCAAGACAUUGUGCCCUGCACCCCCAACCACAGCAGCAGGCAGAAGGCAGACAAGGUGACCAGCCUGGCCCUCCCUGAUUACACCAGGUUCUCCCCUGCUAAAAUUGCCCUGCGCAGACACUUGAAUCAGGACCAUGGAGUCAAUGGAAAAGCCACAGCUAAUGAGAUCCAGAGAGCUGAGCAUGUCAAAGAGAAUGGCCUUACAUAUCCAAGCCCUGGAAUUGCAAAUGGCAUAAAGCUGAGUCCUCAGGAAACUCGGCCCUCCUCCCCCGCGGCCUUACCCAGUGCAGGAGAGAAGGUUUUGAGAGAGAGAAGCUCUGUGAGUAAUGGAGAAACUAUCACCAGCCUCCCUAUCAGUAUUCCUCUGAGCACAGUGCAGCCCAAUAAACUCCCUGUUAGUAUCCCUCUGGCCAGCGUAGUCCUACCUAGCCGUGUUGAGAAGGUGAGAAGCACACCCAGCCCAGUUCACCAGAGCAGAGACUCAUCAACACUUGAAAAGCAGAUUGGUGCUAGUUCUCAUAAUGGCAUAAGCAAUGCUGCUGGAAACAAGCCUCUGGCUUUGGCUACCUCAGGUUUUUCUUACUCUUCUGGCUCCGUGGCAGUCAAUGGAAAUCUUACAAACAGCCCAGCCCAUCUUAACCAUAGUGUUGAUCAGGCAGCUCUGGACGACUCUGGGAGUCUCUUUAACUCUGUAGGGUCUCGGAGUUCCACUCCACAACAUCCUUUGCUAAUGAUGAGGAACUCUGGGCAGAACUCCCCUGCUCAGCAGCACUUGAGCCCCCGCUUAGGUGGCCCGGCCCAGAGCCUGGCAGGGGGACUGCAGAGUGCAGAGGCUCAGAAGAUCUUUGCCGAAGCAACAAAGGGGGACCCGCAGUGUGAUGCAGCCUUUUCAGAUCCCGAGAACGAGGCCAAGAGGAGAAUCAUCUUUACAAUCUCUCCUAAUACAGGACAUGUAAAACAAUCCCCUUGCAGCAAGCACAGCCCCGUGGCAGGCAGCUGCCAGGCCCACGGGCAGGACGGGAAGAAGCGGGGCCGGCGGAAGAGAUCGAACCCGGGCAGUGCCAGCGGCAACCCCCACCGCAAGCCCGCCCUCGCUGGCGCUCUCACACAGCCCCCCCGGGUCCCCCUCAACAUCAACUCCAUGGUCAAUAACAUUAACCAGCCCUUAGAAAUAACAGCCAUUUCCUCUCCUGAAAACUCCCUGAAGAACUCUCCUGUUCCUUACCAGGACAAUGACCAGCCCCCAGUGCUGAAAAAAGAGAAGCCCCUCGUUCAGAGCAACGGUGUCCAUUACUCCCCCCUGACAUCGGAUGACGAGCAGGGCUCUGAGGAUGAGCACAAUAGCAGCAGAAUUGAGAGGAAAAUUGCAACAAUAUCAUUGGAAAGCAAAUCUCCACAGAAGACUGUUGAAAAUGGUGGCAGCAUAUCGGGGAGGAAACAAGCACAAAGCAACGAGAACAUGAACAGCAGCAAAUGGAAAUCGACUUUUUCACCGAUAUCUGACAUCAACCUGACCAAAACCACCGACAGCCCCUUGCAGGCCGUGUCAGCUCUGAGCCAGAACUCCCUGUUUGCCUUCAGGCCUCCCUCCGAGGACGGGCUGCCCAUGGACACCAAGGUGCCAGGACACCCCAGGAAGAGCCUGGCAGUGCCCUCAGAUGGGCUGAGCCCUGGCACAAACCCCCCCAAUGGCUUCAGCUACAACGGGGGCCUGUCCUCCGAGCUGGGCCUGCACGGCUUCAUGGACGGCGCUGCUCUCCCUCACAAAGCUGGGGAUGGCUCCAACUGCUCCCUGGGCUUCCCCUCGCAGCGAGGCAAGGACCUGGGGGUGUCAGACACCAACCUGUUCCUGAACAAGAGGCAGCUGGAAGCUCUGGGCACCAAGGGAGAAGAGCUGAGCCGGCCGGGGGUGAAGGGCAAGGAGCUGGGCGAGCUGAGCGCCCGGGCCGGGGGGGCUGUGGAGAAAAACUCAGUGCAGCACAACGGGAAGGUCGGCAAGGGAAGGGACCGAGACGUGGAGUUUAAAAACGGCCACAACCUUUUCAUUUCUGCUGCUGUUUCGUCUGGUGGCCUUCUGAAUGGUAAAAGCCUUUCUACUGCUGUUUCCUCAGCAGGGAACCCAGCGCCGUCUGUCCCGACGCACCAUCCCUUCCUCAACACUCUGACCACUGGAUCACAGUUCCCCCUCGGCCCCAUGGCCUUGCAAGCAAACCUCAACUCGGUGACAAAUUCCUCAGUAUUGCAGUCCUUAUUUAAUUCAAUGCCAGCUGCUGCCAGUCUGGUCCACGUGUCAUCAGCUGCAACCAGACUGACUAAUUCUCACACUAUGGGGAACUUCUCUCCUGGGGUUACAGGUGGAACAGUUGGAGGUAACUAGGAUUUCUACCUCAACCCAAUGUGACCUAUGCAAGGACAACGUGGACCAACUUCACUCGGCUUCCACUGAAAGGUGCUCACCUGGCCUGUGCAGGGGUUUCUACUCUUACUACUGGACAAAAUAAAAACCAUAAAAAAAGACCUAAACAACAGAGCAAACAUUUACUGUGAAUCUGACUUAAAAAAAAAAAGGAAAAAAAAGGAAAAAAGGCAAAAAAAAAAAAUAAGGCAAAAGAAAUGCUUAAAGCUCCAGUUUGUAUUGUUGAUAGUUUAGAUAAAGUAUUUAUCUUUUUUUUUAAAGUGAAAACAAUUUUGACUUAUUUUAUUCCACCUAGAUUCAUAAAUACAACUUAUUAUUAUUAAAUUCUCUGAAUACUAAAGGACUGGCACACCAGCAGAGAUGUAAAAGAGCCUCCUCGGUGCUAUUUUGUCCGUCAGAACUGUGCCUCUGGUUUGAAUCCUUGGUGCUGAUUUUGGGGGGUUGACCAAUGCCAAACCCAGUUUUUAAAGGUCUGCAGAUUAUUUAUUCCCCUGCCUGUGUUCCUGUCCCAAACUCCUCUUGGUUGGCAGCCAGGGCUGACAGAGGAAGGAAUUCUCCCCGCGGGGUUUGGUUCAGACUGAGCCAGGCCCUUUUUACCUGGGUGGGUUUUAAUUGAGUUUGUGACUAAUGAGGGCUCUGUGCUCCCCUCUGGAGCAGCCUGGGCAGGCACAGCCCACGCAGGCACAGCUGGGACAGGAGAAAUCCAAGUCCUGCCCCAUCCAAACUCCUUCCCUGGGCCAUUUGGUGGCGCUGGGGUCACUGUGAAUUUUGGUAGCUGGUCUGGUAACGCUUCUUGGGGCUGGCCUUGGUGUUUGAGCAGGGUGUGUGCUGGCUGGUGCUGGUGCAGCCCUUUCCCAGCUUUGGGAGGGUUGAACCUUGUGUUUCUGUCCUGCUGCAGGCUGCAGAGUUUGCUCAGCUCGUUGUUCUUUCCUUCCAAGCACGAUGCGUUUCCUUGGCAGGGGUUUGAUACUUGACUCUGACCCGGCUUGGCCGUGUACAUGGAUUAACAAGGUGCAUUUUGCUUUUGUGUUCCUUUGCUUUGGAGUAGGUUCUUGAAUGGUAGUUCACAAAAACACCCUGACCUGACCCUGUCACUGUCCCCCUGCGUCGUGACUCGGUGCCGUGUGUGCAGGAAGGGCUGAUUUUAUAGAGCUGUGAUGAAAACUUCCGAGUUUCCUAUGCUUGGUUUCCUUUGGUUUUAGUUUGUACAAUGCACAAUGAACUUGUAAAAAACUUAUUUAUCCAAGUGCACAAAGUGAGGAGGAGAAGGAGGAUCCAUUUAAGUAGAAAUCAGGCUGGUCUGGUUCAGGCCGGGCCAAGCACCAAUUAAAAAUAUUACAGUAGAAAGGGGAUUGCAACAGCAAAAUGACUGGAAAAAAAUCACAUUCAGGCUUUGGAAAACACCUCCCUGGUGCUCAGAGGGGCAGCACUGUCUUUGGAGCCCUUCUAGUGCUCCCUGCUGAGUCUCUCACUGCAGUCAGGAGCCCCUUGGAGCCCCCAGGGUCACAGAGCUGCUCUGGAUUUGGGGUCAGAGAGGUUCCUGUGCCCUCCUGGGCUCUGCAUUUGGGGGCAGUGGGAUCCCUGUGCCCUCCUGGGCUCUCCUGCUGCCUGGGCCCAGCAGGGUUGGGAGUGUUGGAGGGCUCAGGGGCUGCAGCAGCUCCUCCCUCUGCAGGUUCAGCUCUGAGCCUCAUCCUGGGCAGUCUUGGGGAGGUUUAGGACCAGGUGCAGUUGUCCUGUGGAUUCCUGGCUGUGUCUUCCAUGGCAGCCUCUGUGCAGCCUCUGGGGUCUGGCUUUGCCUCCCUGUCCUCUGGGAAGGGACUGGAAGCCCUGGGAGUUGGGGGCAUUUUGGAAUUUCUGCUUUGUGUGGGACAGGGUGUGUCCUGCUGAGGGUCUGGCAGCACAAGGAGAACCUGGAGAAGGGCAGGGAUGCUCAGAGGGUGAGAGGAACAUCCAGUAGCUUCUCGUAGGAGCCAAACACAGUGUAUGUCCUGGAAUCCAGGAGCACAGUAACCCAGAUGUUUUGCAGCUGGGAGUUGGGCAGCUCCAGCUUCUGCCCCAGCACACAGCAGAGUGCUGGGGCCUCUGGAGACUGUAAAUGAGUGAUUGCUGGAGGGGCAGCAGCCUUAAUUCAUUUCCUAAUCACCUCUCCCCCAUCGUUGAAAUCUCUGUUGAAAGAGAGAGAGGAGGAAAUUCAAGUAGAAGCUUUUAACCCCCCUGCUUUGAUCAGAUCCUUUCCUGCAGAGGGAGCAGGAUUUGGUGCCCCUUGGAGCUCUUGUGCCUCCCUUCACCUCCAACCACAGAGAUCCAGGAAGAAAACUCAGCUGCCAUCCCUGUCCUGGCUUGGGUGGUGCCCAGGGCACUCCCAGGAUUCCUCCUGGAGAAGGAACCAACGCAGAGAUCCCAUGGAACACAGGCCUGGGUCACCUGUGUCACCUGUGUCACCCUCCCUGCUGGCACCUGGCACUCCCUGCGUGCUGAGGAGGGACAGAUCCUUUGGGAAUGAUGUGCUCUGCAUCAUCACAGCUGUCAGGGUGGCCUGGCCACUGUCACCUCACAGCUGGACUCACUGAUCUGGAAGAUCUUUUCCAACCUGAACAAUUCUGUGAUUCCAGGACCCUUUGGAGCCUUGGGUGAGGAGUUUGUCCCCUGCUCUUUGCUGGGUGCUGUGGAAAAGCAAAGCCUGGCUGUGCCUCAGUGUCACCUGUGUCACUGCCCAGGGCAGGGCUGGCUCAGGAGCAGCCUCAGCAAUGGCAGCACAGCCCCUGGAGCUCAGCAUCACCUGUGAUGAGCCUCUGCCACCCCCAGGAGUUUUGGCUCUGACUCUCCAGAUGUCACCCAGGAAGGGAAGCAGACCCAGGAGUGAAUCUUUGGGGUUCCUGGAAAGGAUCCAGUCUGCCUGGGCCUCAUCCUCCCCCUGCCUGUGCAGCACUGCCUGCUGCCACCCCAGUGCCCUCUGUGCCCCCCGCCACCCCAGUGCCCUCUGUGCCCCCCCUGCCACCCCAGUGCCCUCUGUGCCCCCCCUGCCACCCCACUCUGGGGGAUCUGGAGCUGCUCCAGCCUUGCUGCUGUCCCCCCCCCAGCCCAAGCCCUGCACUGUGACUGUUCCUGGUUGUGCUUCCCAGGUUGUGCUUCCAGAGGGAAGCCAAGGGGGCAAUUUGGGGCUGGUGCCUCAGCUCUGGCUGAGCUGGGAGAUGAUUUUGCCAGGAGAUUCCUGGUUUUGUCUUCCCUCUCCCUGACCUUUUAUUGCUUUGCCAUGAUCUGGGGCAAGCUCAGCUUAAAAUCUUGGACUCACAGAACAUCCUGAGUUGGAAGAGACCUGGAGGCUGAUCAAGUCCAGCUCCUGAGCAGUCUCUUGCUGCUCUGUCUGCACAUUGGGAAUGCUCUCACCUGGCUGGAUCCAUGUGGCCACAGCUGUGACCCCACUGCUGGAACACCGAGCCAGGAGCUGAAACCUGUUUGCAAUAAUUGAAGAUCCUUUGGAGCAAUCAAAGCCAAACAGUUCCAAAAAAGAGAAUUUCUCCUGCUGGUGCUGGGUCCAGUCCUGAGGCUGUCACACCAUUCCCCCUCCUCCAGGUCCCUGCUUCCAGCAAAGGACACGCCAGGAAGCAAAAAUACAUCUUGGAGCAAAUCUGCUGCCAAAAAAAUGGAACUUCCUGAGUGCUGUGCUGAGGAAAACCUGUCCCUGCUGCUGAAUGUCAGCCUUGAGGAACAAGAAUUCCGUGGACUCUUCCUUUCUUGGGCAUUUGCCACCUCUGGCUCGCCAGGCCCAGUCCCUUGGGACCCACAGUGCUGGGAGGGCUCCAAAGGCACUGCACCGAAAUUUGGGAUUUGCUGCAGAUGAGGAAUUCAGCAGCAGUUCUUCUUCCAUCAGCCAGGGCUGUGGAGACACCCAGCAGCUGGAUUGCUGAGGGAAAGCGUUGCUGAGGAUGUGGAGGCUGGAUCUGAGCUGCUGCAGGGGACAAAGGGGAGUGGAGGUGUCCCUCCAUCCCCUCCAGGCUGGGCACAAAGCUAAAGGAAGGUGUGGAUCAGUCUGGACAACCAGGGAGCAUCUUCACCUCCCUGCAGUUGUGGCUGCAGUGGGAGAGAGGAGGAGGGGAGCAGCUUUUGGGGAGUGCAGCACAUCCUCACUGUCCUGGCAUCUCCAGCUCCUUCUGAUCACCAGGAAUUUGUGUCUCCUUGACCACACAGACCCGAAAUUCUUGUGCUUCCAUCUCUUUACCUUCCUUGCUGUUGGCAGCACUUUAUCUUCCAGUGCAGGCUCUGUGCUCCCUCUGCUCCUGCCUGGGGUUGGGCUCUGGGCUCAGCCUGGCAUGGGGAGUGAGAUUCCCCUCAUUGCUGGGAUCAAACUGAGCUUGGAGGGUCUGUCUGGGAUCUCACCACAGUCCCUGAGGUCCUGCAGGCAGCAAGGUGACAUCACUUGCUCAUGAAUGGAUUUACUCAUCUCUUCUUGAAUCCAGAGAUUCCAAACCCCCAGGACUUGACACUCCUUAGUGUGAAACUCGCCCAGCUCUGGGUCACACUCAGUUCAGCUGAGUCACUUUCUUCUUUUUUAGUCAAAUUUUAUCCUUGAGGAGGUCACUUGAGCACUUGCAGCCUGGGAGUGGAUCAGCUCUUCCAUCCCACAUGGAAACCUGUCCAGCUGCAGCAUUGCUCCAGGGCUGUGUGGGGCUGUGUCCCUGCCCUCACCCUGGGGACAGAUUUCCUUCUGAGACGUGUGCUGGGGUCACUUCAGCCUUCUUUGACUUCUUAAAUAACCUUUAUUGGUGCUUUCCAAUCUUCCCAAACGGUUCUGAUGCUGUACAGACACAUCUGGGAGCAGAAUGGUGAGAGCCAGACCUGCCUCACCUGCAGCUCCUGCACCUUCACCCAGCCCUGUGGGGUACCUCAGCUCGGGUGCUCCCCAGCACAGUGAAUUCACUGCACAGUGAAUUCACUGCCUGUGCUCAUUGAUUCCAUCUCAGCCUGGGCUGCCCCUUCCAGGUCCUUUCCUGUGGCCGUGGGAACGCAGCCCUGGGUUUGGUUCUUGCUGGGGUUUGGUUCUUGCUGGGGUUUGGUUCUUGCUGGGGUUGUGUGUUCAGGAAGCAGCAUCUGCCACCAGUGGGUAUUUUUCCACUUGGAAGAGAGUCCAGGUGACAGGGUGGUGACAGGGGGGUGGUGGCAGGGACAGUCCCAGUCCCAGCAGUGCAGAGCUGCUGGGGACACCCAGCCCUGGCUCAGGGAGGGGACAGGAGGGGACAGCCAGUGCUUCCAGCUCCUCUGAGUCCCUUCAGGGCCCACCUUGGCACUGGGGACCUGUGUCCCCCUGUGUCCCCCUGUGUCCCCUGUGCCCUGAGGAUGCUCUGGCUCCCCUGCCCUGCUCCAGGUCCUGCUGAUUGGGACUCCCAGUGCUGGGAGCUGCUCUCAGGCUGUUGAUGGGGAUUCCCCUCCCUGCUCAGCCCUCCCUGGGCCCUUCCUGAGCCCUGGGGCCACCUCAGAGCCUGGCCCAGGGUCACUGUCCCCAGGAGCUGCUCCUGGAGCUGCCAUUCUCCUGUCCCUGGUGCUGAGGUGGCUUUGCUUGGUCACGUCCUGUGUGAUCCCUUUGAUUUUGGUGCUGGAAUUCUCCCUCUGCUCCAAGCCCUGGAAACCUGAGGGGUCUCUGUGGGUUUUGUCCUGGAGAGCUCCACCCUGGAAUGAUCCCAGCUCCCAGGGGUAGCUGUCGUGGAAAAUUCUGCUUUUCUUGUUUUGCCUGAGCCAAAAGCACAGAGAGGAUUGAGGACUGGGAGCAGGGGAGGGCCUUGGACAGGGCUGUGAACCCAAAAUGCUUUUGGGGAGCAGAAACUUCACAGUGUUUUUGUGAACUAUCUCUGCAGCACUGAGGAAAAAUCACAGGAAUUGGAGUUUUGGGAGUACAGAUGUGCAGUCAGUUUAUAAAUAUUUGAAGUCUUACUGGUUUUAAAGGGUUAUUUUCUUUUUUUUUUUUUGCUCCAUUUCCAUUUUCUGCUCCAUUUGCAGGUCAGGUUUUCACUAAAAGCUGUUUCAAAAUGUUGUUGUGCCAUAUUUUAUUUAUCCUUAUACAUUAUAAAUAUAUAAAUAUAUAUUUAGACUGAAUAUUGCAUUGAAAGAUGCUGUUAUUGGGAACUUCAGGGUUUAAACCCAAGACAAAAAAAAUUGGGAAAUAAUUCUCCAGUGUUUUUACUGUUUGGGACCUUCUUCCUGAAGAGGGUCCUUGAGUUCUUUAUGGUGUAAAAACAAAAUCUCAUCUGAAAAUUCCAAGUUUGGCAGUGCUAACCCUGAAGUUCUCAGGUUUGUGAUCCUUUGGUUUUCUCGAGGUACAUCUGGUUGCUUUUCUGGUGCAGUCAAAUAAUUUUUUUAAAAGGUUUUGUCUCUGGAGUUAUUGAGGAAAAGGUGGAAUGGGUUGAUCCAUCCUGCUUGGCUUUUUAACCUUUUAAUCUUUGAAGUGAUCGAUUUCCAAUUAAAACCCAACUUUUUAGGUCUCUGUUCUACUUAAACUUUUUAGGAGUGAGAGCCUGCCCUCGCUGAGUGGGACUUGGAUGGGGAAAGCAGUAGAUGAUGAGGUUGCUGUUGCUCAGGAAUUGAUUAGUAAACUUUUAACUACUAAUAAAAAUCCAUUUUUCAAUGGAUUUUUAGAAAAACCCAUUUUCUUAGGACAGUGAUAUGGGAUGUUUCCUAGUGAAUAGGAAUUAGUUUAUAUAGUUUAGCCUAUUAAACUGAAUUAUUUAAAAUUCAAACUUCCCCUAAUUUAUCUUUUAUUUUUUUGGUUGGUUUGUUUUUGGAUUUUUUUUUUAUAUGCUGGUAAGUUGUUCUGUCAUUCCUUUCAUUCCUGCCUAGCAGUAGUGUGAAUUCUGGUGUGUAUAUAUGUAUGUAUAAUAUAUAUAUUUCCACCCAGCCUUUCUAAUUCUCCACAAUGUAAGAGUUAGUUUUUGCUCCCCUCCCUCCACUUAAUUUCUUGUGUCUCCCUUGAUUUGUAAUUGAAAUGAUGCUUUGAAGUUUUGUCUUUAUAUUAA
Molecule: messenger RNA, 11719 nt
Organism: Camarhynchus parvulus
Lineage: Eukaryota; Metazoa; Chordata; Aves; Passeriformes; Thraupidae
Gene: DOT1L
Product: DOT1 like histone lysine methyltransferase
Biological process (GO): regulation of transcription regulatory region DNA binding; DNA damage checkpoint signaling; DNA repair
Cellular component (GO): nucleus
Molecular function (GO): histone H3K79 methyltransferase activity
Source: RefSeq, a predicted model, not a curated record